UUCCUACCCGUUGCGUUGACGGGUGGAAUCGCCUGCGGAAAGUCUACCGUGGCCAAAAUGCUCAUUCUCUUGCCCAGGGAAAUUUUGGAAGGGGGCACAUUCGGUAAUGUACGCCACCCAGUCGAUGAAGACGGUUUGCCGAAACGGUUCAUGGUAUCCCCGCAAGAUUCCGUGUAUCGAACUAUUCUGGACGCUUUUGGCGAACCGGCCGCGCAAUCUUCCAAUAUACUGGACGAGCACGGUUGUAUCGAUCGCCGCAAAUUGGGUGCCGUCGUUUUCCCCGACCCCAUUAAACGCGGCCGUCUGAAUCGCAUUAUGCACCCCCGCAUUAUUCUGAUACUACUUAAACGACUCAUGCAGGGAAUUUACUGGGAGUAUGCCGAUAUCGUCUGUGCCGACGUGCCCUUAUUGUUCGAAAGUGGACAGUUGCGACGACUGUUUGGCCUGACGAUUUUGGUUGCCUGCGAUCCGGAUGUGCAAUUCAAACGUCUUCGAAAACGUAAUCCCGAGCUCUCGGAAUCCGAAUGUCGAGAUCGGAUACAAUCUCAACUUCCGCUCGAUCAAAAGAUCCACAUGGCGGACCUCGUCAUUUGGAAUAAUGGCGAUGUGGAAGCUCUCGCCUUGCAAGUCGAGGCCGUA
This is a messenger RNA of Phaeodactylum tricornutum CCAP 1055/1, 639 nucleotides long. RefSeq lists its product with no specific name. Gene Ontology annotation, molecular function: dephospho-CoA kinase activity; ATP binding. NCBI's taxonomy places the organism in Eukaryota, Bacillariophyta, Bacillariophyceae, Surirellales, Neidiaceae. Gene Ontology annotation, biological process: coenzyme A biosynthetic process. The transcript is spliced from 2 exons. The annotation marks the transcript as partial. The record is from RefSeq and is a predicted model, not a curated record.